AUGUACAAACGAAAAGAGAAUGCCUAUUCCAAUCCAGAAGAUCUUCGAGUGAUUGCAAAAAACAAGGAUCAAGGUACCAAUGCUGCAGUAGAUGAUCCUGAAAGUAUGACCAAUCGAGUGAAGAGAAUUCAUGCCAAUGAUUUGGAGAAUAUAUUGCCCUUCUUUUUAGUGACAGUUCCGUAUGUGUUGGUCAGCUCCUUGCAAGUGUCAAGUACGACUUCACCACAGUAUGCAAUUUGGGAUUCUGUGAUUGGAAAUGUGUUAAUGUUUAGUUUUACCUUGUCGAGAUAUUUGUAUUUUGUGGCGUAUUGGAGAGCGUGGCAACCGUGGCGAUCCUUGAUUUGGUUUUGGGGGUUGAUGACCACAGUGCUCAUCGGAAUUUAUACGAUUGUGUGUCUCUAUGUGUUGUAA
Molecule: messenger RNA, 411 nt
Organism: Naegleria lovaniensis
Lineage: Eukaryota; Heterolobosea; Eutetramitea; Acrasida; Naegleriidae
Exons: 1
Coding region: 1-411 (136 amino acids)
Cellular component (GO): membrane
Source: RefSeq, a predicted model, not a curated record